Radiomyces spectabilis is the source of this 1068-nucleotide messenger RNA. Its product is annotated as NADP-dependent oxidoreductase domain-containing protein. Gene Ontology annotation, molecular function: aldose reductase (NADPH) activity. The coding region runs from base 59 to 967 and encodes 302 amino acids. NCBI's taxonomy places the organism in Eukaryota, Fungi, Mucoromycota, Mucoromycetes, Mucorales, Radiomycetaceae. The record is from RefSeq and is a predicted model, not a curated record. Gene Ontology annotation, cellular component: cytosol. The transcript has 10 exons.
UCCUAUUCAUCCCUUUUUCUUCUCCCUUCUGUCUUUGUAACUUAGCUUAUUAACAUCCAUGACAGCAAAUAACGUAUUUCAGCUAAACACUGGUCAAACUAUUCCCGCCAUUGGCCUUGGGACGUGGCAGUCGAAGCCAAACGAAGUAUAUCAUGCUGUUCUAGCAGCACUUGAAUCUGGCUACCGGCACAUUGAUACAGCUUACGUUUAUCGAAACGAAAAGCAAGUCGGUCAAGCCAUCAAGGACAGUGGUAUUCCGCGAGAUCAAUUGUUCAUUACGACCAAACUGUGGAAUACGAGUCAUCGGCCUGAGCUGGUGGCCUCCGCUUUGGAACAAUCCUUGGACAACCUUCAGCUCGAUUACAUCGACUUGUAUCUGAUGCAUUGGCCGAUUGCCUUCCAACCUUCUGAACGCAUGGUACCCAAGGACGAGAACGGUGAGAUUGCUUUGGAUUCAGUGGAUUUCUGUGCAACCUAUGCUGCGAUGGAAAAACUGGACAAGAAGAAAGUACGCGCCAUCGGAGUCAGCAAUUUCAGUAUCCCGAAUCUUCAAAAGUUGCUUGCCACUGCGAAAAUCAUUCCUGCCGUCAAUCAGGUGGAAUUGCAUCCGUAUCUUCCUCAAAAAGAGCUCCUGAAGUUUUGUCACGAAGAAAACAUUCACGUGACGGCGUACUCGCCACUGGGCAGUACCGACUCUCCUCUCAUUCAAGAACCUAUUGUUUUGGAAGUGGCAAACAAGUACAACACAACGCCUGCUCAAGUUCUGAUUUCAUGGGGUAUCCAGCGAAAGUGUUCGGUUAUUCCAAAAUCGGUAACCCCAUCCCGCAUCAAGCAAAACAAGGAGACAAUCCAGCUUGAACUGUCCGACAUUCAACGGUUAGAUCAAUUGAGCCAAUCGGAACAUGCAAGACGACUGGUCGAUCCGUCACCUUUUUGGAAGAGCGAUAUUUUCCAUUCGAAAUUAUGAUGAAACCAUACGUAGCUGAAACGAAGCAACAAAAUAAAUGAUAUUGUAUAUGAAGACGUUGCUUUACAAAGCAUGGAAAUUUCAAGCAGUUUGGAGGUUCC